Messenger RNA from Leopardus geoffroyi (Geoffroy's cat), 6913 nucleotides. RefSeq names its product junctophilin 3 (gene JPH3). The transcript is spliced from 8 exons. The coding region runs from base 3410 to 5509 and encodes 699 amino acids. NCBI's taxonomy places the organism in Eukaryota, Metazoa, Chordata, Mammalia, Carnivora, Felidae. Gene Ontology annotation, cellular component: plasma membrane; junctional membrane complex; endoplasmic reticulum membrane. The record is from RefSeq and is a predicted model, not a curated record. Gene Ontology annotation, biological process: regulation of synaptic plasticity.
CGCAAGUGGGCGGGGUGGCCGCCUCUCGCGACAGCCGCGCCGGCCAGGCCCGCCCCUCCCGCUGAUUGGCUCGGGCUGCCCCUUCUCGGCCCGUGAUUGUUCCGGGUCCCCAAUCCGAUUAGCCCCCGCCCCGUCCACGCCUCCCCGGGGCUGUCGAUCACGCUGGAGCCGCCCCGUCCCGCCCCGCGACGACCGGAGGGGCGGCGCGGCGGAAAACCCGGGGCGGAUUCCUGGUCGCUUUUGUUCCCGCAGAUCAGCGCGCAGUAUUGUUUGAGGUGAAAGCCGGGCGUCCGACCUUCCCGCUUGACUCCCGGGCGUCGCCGUAGGGAGGAAGAGAGUAUCUCCGAAAAGCUGCUGGAGCGGGGGCUCCGGAGACCUGAGCCGUGACGCGGUUUUCCCUCAGCGAGGCUGUGUGACCUUGGCCGAGUCGCUUGGCCUCUCUGAGCCCCGGGCGCCUCCUUGGAAACCGAGGGUAACCCUCACCGCCCCGGGGAGCGGGAGGGGGCUCGCGAGAAGGUCGCGAGCUCGCAGACGGCCUGCGCCCGCCCUUGCGAGCCGGCCGGCCCGCCUUGGGGUGAGAAGGGAGCAGCUCUCUCCGCAGACCUCGCCAGAUGCGGCCAUUGUUAAGUCAGCCGGCUGUCAGCGCGCGAGGACCCCCGGGGCACGAGCAACGCCCCCUCCCCUCCUGGCCUGUGCGCGGCCCCCACCGCAGGUGGAGGGGAGGCCGGGGCACCCGACCCCCGUGAGUCCUACAGCGGCAGGCCCGGCCCCGCAGCAGUGGUCCAUUCUCCCUGCCCUUCCCCCUGGGUGCCGUCUUUUGACUUCUGGCGACCUACGACUCAUCUGUGCGUGCCAGGCUCUGAGGCCCUGCCCUGCCCGCCCUGUGGAGCCUACAUCCUGGUUCUGGGCAGCACACAAGAGCAAGGCACUGAAUAAAUGCAUGCAUUUCUGCAGGACGUGGUCCAAGGUGCUGGGAACUUCCUAGCAAGACAUUCGCCAGCCUUGGGACCUCAAGGCUGGACAGACUUUGCAGAGCCACUCUAGGGAGAGAAGGAAAAUGUGCUUCCCGCUCCCUGACCCCUCUCCACGCCUUGGGCAAAAUUUCCCAGAGCCACCACGGUGUUCCUGGUCAGUGAAGGGAGGAGCAGGCAUCCAGGUGGCAGUCCCAGGCAGUUGAAAAUCCACAUAGGCAGGAGGGGUGAGGCUGGUCCCCGUUGGGUCUCCCUGCCUCACUUCCCCGGUACAGUCUACUGUCUACAAGUAACCACAUCAAUCCUUGUUCACUCUGACCUCACCUUUUCAAGUCAUUCCAGGGAAGUAGGCACAUUCCAAAAGCUACGAUAGGAGAAAGUAAAAUAAUAUGGAAAUCAGGGCAAGUCAACACGUUUGCCUCCUAUUGGUUAAUUAGGUUCCUUGGAGCAGAAAGAUCUUGGGACCUUAUGGCGCUGAGGUUCCUCCAGGGCAGCCCCACCAGGGCGUGAAACCUCCAAGCUGUGGUGUCAAGCUGACCUUCGUUCCAGUCCCAGCUCUGGCCAGCUCUGUGACCUUGGCCCUUCACCCAACCAUUCCAAGCCUCAGUUUCCUCAUCUAUAAAAGGAAACCAGGAAUCCUACUCCCGGCAGCUAGCAGAGAUGCUAACCGGCCCUGGACAGCUGGGGAAAUUGAACCACAAGUAACGAUCGAGGUCCCCCAGCCCCUGACCGCCUUCUUGUCCCUUUUUUGCUCUGCCGUUUGCUAUUUAAUGUGUGUACUGGACAGCUUAUGGAUUAGGGUGUCCUUGUAAUAGACAGAAAAGAGCAAGCAGAGACUCCCGGUGGAGAAGGCCAUGUGAAGACAGAAGCAGAGAUUUGGAGCCAGGGGUCGCCUGGAGUCACCAGGAGCUAGAAGAGGCAGGAAAGAUCUUCCCCUGCAGCCUCUGGAGGGAGUGUAGCCGUGGGACACCUUGACUUUGGACUUCUGACUGCGGGAGAACACUUCCGUCGUGUUAAGCCCCAAGCUGUUUGCUGUGGCCACUCCAGGACAGUCUUACAAGUCUCAUUUCCCCUCAGCCGUACUCCAGCUCAGUGGAGACUAAACCACUACCCUGCGGGAGCACACCCCACAAAGGGUUUGGGGGCCUCCAAGAAGAAUGACACCCAGCUCCUCGACUUUAAGGAACAGACGCCUGGACUCCUGUUCUGGAAGCCGAUGGCCGCCCAUCUGUGGGAGCUUUCUAUCAGCACACAGUUCCCUUCCCAGGAAACAGCCAGGAGCCUCCUGGAGGCUAAAGUGGACGGUGACCUGCCAGUGCCUCUGAAUGCUAGAAAUGCUAUCUCUUGGGGCUGGCCGUGCGGCUGUGGUUUUCUCAGCCAGCUGCUGCCCAGGGCUCCUUCCCUAAAACAGCCUCCAGCCCCAAACUGUUGGGAGCUGGUCCCUUUCCCUGACUUCAGGUGGGACUUGAAUGUUUCUCCACCUUCUACAGAGUGGAGGGCCUGAGGAUCUGUGGGAGGAGGCUGGGGAGGGGAGCUCAUUGUAAGUCAGAGGGUAGGGCGUUCUUCCACGUGAUCAAAGGGGCUGUAGGUAAAAGGAAAGCAGGCCGUGUGUUCAGAUGAGAAGAGAUUCCCGGCACAACGCUGUGUGGACAGCAAAACUCACUCCCAGGCGUGAACAUACCUGCCACGUGCCUAACUCGGGCCAGGGACCGACAGUACAGUGGGCCCUGCCCUCGGCAGCUUGCGGUCUAGGGCGAAACAAUAUGUCUGCCUAUGUUUUCCAAAGGACUGGAGUGGAGUAUAAAUUAAUACUAUUGUUGAGAAAGAGAGAGAGAGACUUGGGAUUCACCCCAAAUGCCCCAGAGAAGCGAUUUUGCAAUGAGGAUGGGCUGUGCCUGGGAUGACUUCCUGUGUCUGAAGGGAUACGGAGUUGCCGCGGUCCUGGAAUGCGGCUGAGGCGAGAGCUCGGCCACCUGGACUCCAAGUCCAGCGCCCGGCCCCCAUCGACCCGCUUCUCCGUUCUCGCGUAGAACCCAAGCCUAGGGGAGGAGCCUGGAGGCCAUGUUGUGGCAGGAAAAUGAAAACAGAGUGCAGGUCGCGAGUCCCAUCAGCAGGAGAAGUCCUUGAACAGUGGGGCAGAAGUACACCCAGGCUCCCUCCUGGUUCCGCCACUUUACCUUCCCUUCAGGGUCUGUCGAGGCGUGUGCCUGGUCUCCAGCUGGAGACACGUGCUGAUGUGCGUUUUUCCUUUAUCCAAGGCCCUGUGUUUCUGACACAGAAAACAAAGGGACCCCAAACCCCUUCCGUGCCGGCCUUACGAAAUGGAAAGGUCACCGUGGGCCCAGGGCCAUGCAAGUUUGUACGCGUUGGAACCAGAUUCUGACCUGAGUCAGUUGCCCAGGAUCUGCCCCUCCCGGAGGAAAGCAUAAAGAUCCCCCAUGUGUUUCCGAGAAGUACGAGCAGGGCUAAAGCGGAGGAACUGGAUUGCUUCCCAGUGCCAUCCCAAUCAAGGCUUCACCGCCUGGCUUGAAGUCUCGAGAUACAGAACACACCCAGACUCAAGUCGGGGUGAAAAACACAUUUCAAAGGCAGGGACAGCUUUCCACGUGGACAUCUGUACGGAACUCUCAGAACCAUCCCUGGCUGUGAAAUACGGGACCUACCAGGGCCAGUGGGCCGGCGGCAUGCGCCAGGGCUACGGUGUGCGGCAGAGCGUCCCCUACGGCAUGGCGGCCGUCAUCCGCUCGCCCCUGAGGACGUCCAUCAACUCCCUGCGCAGCGAGCACACCAACGGCGCGGCGCUGCACCCCGACGCGUCCCCGGCGGCGGCCGGCAGCCCGGCCGUGUCCCGAGGGGGCUUCGUGCUCGUGGCGCACAGCGACUCCGACAGCCUCAAGAGCAAGAAGAAGGGGCUGUUCCGGCGCUCGCUGCUGAGCGGCCUGAAGCUGCGCAAGUCCGAGUCCAAGAGCAGCCUGGCCAGCCAGCGCAGCAAGCAGAGCUCGUUCCGCAGCGAGGCCGGCAUGAGCACCGUCAGCUCCACCGCCAGCGACAUCCACUCCACCAUCAGCCUGGGCGAGGGCGAGGCCGAGCUGGCGGUCAUCGAGGACGACAUCGACGCCACCACCACCGAGACCUACGUGGGCGAGUGGAAGAGCGACAAGCGCUCGGGCUUCGGGGUGAGCCAGCGCUCGGACGGGCUCAAGUACGAGGGCGAGUGGGCCGGCAACCGGCGGCACGGCUACGGCUGCAUGACGUUCCCCGACGGCACCAAGGAGGAGGGCAAGUACAAGCAGAACGUCCUCGUGAGCGGCAAGCGCAAGAACCUCAUCCCGCUGCGCGCCAGCAAGAUCCGCGAGAAGGUGGACCGCGCCGUGGAGGCCGCCGAGCGGGCCGCCACCAUCGCCAAGCAGAAGGCGGAGAUCGCGGCCUCCAGGACGUCGCACUCCCGGGCCAAGGCUGAGGCCGCCCUCACGGCAGCGCAGAAGGCCCAGGAGGAGGCGCGCGUCGCCAGGAUCACUGCCAAAGAGUUCUCCCCUUCCUUCCAGCACCGGGAAAACGGGCUCGAGUACCAGCGGCCGAAGCACCCGAUUUCCAGCAGUGACAUCGAGGUGGCCUCCACGGGGACGCCCCUGCAGCAGGAGAGCCCCGAGCUGUACCGCAAAGGCACCACCCCCUCGGACCUGACCCCCGACGACAGCCCCCUGCAGAGCUUCCCCGCCAGCCCCACGGCCACCCCGCCCCCGGCCCCUGCCUCACGGAACAAGGUUGCCCACUUCUCCCGGCAGGUCUCUGUGGACGAGGAGCGAGGCGGGGACAUCCAGAUGCUCCUGGAGGGCCGGGGAGGGGACUAUGCCCGCAACAGCUGGGGCGAGGAGAAGGCCGGCAGCUCCAGGGGCGUCCGUGGCGGCGCCCUCCGCAGCGGUCAACCCGCAGACGACUUCCGCUCCCGGAGCUCGGGCCACAGGCAGCCCGGCAACCCCAAGUCCCGGGAGCGGCGGACGGAGUCGCCCCCCACCUUCUCCUGGACUUCCCACCACCGGACCGGCAACCCCGGCUCGGCGGGCGCCAAGCUGCUGGAGCUGGAGGAGGAGAAGUUGAGCAACUACGAGACGGAGAUGAAACCGCUGCGGCGGAUGGACGCGUGCGCGCAGGAGGCGCACCCCCAGAAGAGGCGCUCCAGCAGGGGCGGCGCCUGCCGGGGCCUGGGCGAGGACCACCGCCCCGAGGAGCGGGGCUUCGGGGCGCAGAGGCUGCGGUCCAAGCCCCAGAGCAAGGACGGCGCCAGGCCGGCCUCGUGCACGGAGCCCGCGGUGCAGAGGCUGGAGAGCCUGCGGCUGGGAGAGCGGGCUGAGCCGCGGCUGCUGCGCUGGGACCUGGCCUUCUCCCCGCCCCAGAAGUCCUCCCCGGUAGCGCUGGAGUCGGACGGAGAGGACGGGGACGAGCUCAAACCCAGCACGGGCUCGGCCCCCAUCCUGGUGGCCAUGGUGAUCUUGCUCAACAUCGGAGUCGCCAUCUUGUUUAUUAACUUUUUCAUCUGAGGAGACGUCGCGUGAGCAAAAACAGUGGUCGAUGUACAAAAGGGGGACGUUAAAAAAAAAAAAAAAAACGACAGAAAGGAAAGGAUGGUAACUCAGACGGCCGGACAACCACCUCUGAGACUUUUCACAGAACAAUGUGAUUGGGUAUUACUCACAGUUUGCCUUUUUUUCUGGGUAAUGUUUUUUGGAUUUUAGCCAAAAUUCUUUGCUUGUAUAACACGAUGCUGUGUGGCAUGGCAGAAGGAGGCCAGCACGCCGACCCUCCAGCUUGGUGUGGAAAGGAAAGGGACCCCGGCAAAUCAAUGGCCAAAAAACAAAACGGUCACCGUCCUCGCUGCCAUCACACUCCAUCUGGGACUGGAAAAGGAGGUGGCCGGAGGAAGACCCCAGCGCGUCCAGCUGUGCUGUGAGGCUGAAUGCGGGAAGUCUGUUACCUGAGCCGCUCCCCUGGGUCCUAGAAUAGCGGGUGACAAGUAGGGGCGUGUGGUGGGCGGGGGGGGGUGGGGAGGAGUGGGCGCGCCUUCCCAGCAGGCAGCAGCCAGGGCCGCUUCCUGUUUUGAGUCUGUGCCGUGUACCUGAGGAAGCAGGGAUCUGCCGCCUCUCCCCAUGGAGUCUGAAAGCAAGGUCCUCCUUCCCCCCGGUCUGCCCCCUCCCCCACCACUCCCCCCUUCGUCCCACACCCCCAGCAGCAGUGGUGCGGACGGGACAGAGGGCAGGGAGUGCCGUGGGGCCACCUAGCUGCCACGGCCGGCUCCGAGUGUGUGGCCUUUCUCCACUUGGCAUGCAGGAUGUGUAUCCCGGCUCCCCUGUCCCUGUCAGACGUCCGUGGCAGUGACCUGGCCCGCGGCGACGUCAUUCCCUCUCGCGGUCCCCGGGCACAUGGGUUUUCACGUCUCUGUCCUGUGCCGGCCUCCACUUCCCCCACAGAUAUGCACACUCUUUCCAGAUGCCUCGUUCAUACCCCGGAGCUGGUCUGGGCCCAGGACAGGAAUGUGGGUGAAAACCCAGUGGCUGCAAAACCCCUGAGCACUCGCUGCUGCCCCCUCUCCCCCAAAAGACACAACUCUGCCUUCUCGACCAAUGUUGCACCAUCAUCCAAACGAGAGAACAAGGUUCCAGAAUGUGCGGGCGCCCCGAGGUCCUAGCGCUGGAGCCAGCCCCGGCCAGGGCGUAUGGACGUGUCUGUGGGGCAUGGCCACGUCCAUACCCCGGCCCCUGCGCUCACGCCCGGGACGGCCCUGACCGUGAGCUUCCACAGCCGUCCUGGGCACAGCCCCGCUAUGGACUCUGCCUUGCUUUGCUUAUGUUUAGCUGUUUCUCUGCUACCUUUCAAGCAGAUUUCUUUACUACACUGCACUGGAUUGCUAUAUUUUUAACCAGAAAUAAACUAAAGAUUAGAGCAUG